Molecule: messenger RNA, 654 nt
Organism: Humulus lupulus (European hop)
Lineage: Eukaryota; Viridiplantae; Streptophyta; Magnoliopsida; Rosales; Cannabaceae
Exons: 2
Coding region: 1-654 (217 amino acids)
Source: RefSeq, a predicted model, not a curated record
AUGUCAGUUGAGCAAGGGGUUACUGAAGACCUCAAGAGAACAAAGAAGAUUCCUCCAGUUGUUGUUGACCAGCCAGCCAGAGUUCCAUAUCCUCAGAGACUUAGAAAAACUACUCUUGAUAAACAGUUUUCUAAGAUUUUAGAGGUGUUCAAAAAGCCGCACAUCAAUAUUCCUUUUGUUGAGGCUUUGGAGAAAAUGCCUAGUUAUGUAAAGUUCAUGAAAGAGAUUUUGUCUAAGAAAAGAAAGAUGGAAGACUAUGAAAUUGUGGCGUUCACUGAAGAAUGUAGUGCAAUAUUACAAAGGAGGCUGCUCCAAAAGUUCAGAGAUCCGGGGAGAUUUACUAUACCUUGGACAAUUGGAAAAUUUGAAUGUAAGCAUACCUUGUGUGAUUUGGGGGCGAGUAUUAAUCUGAUUUCCUUAUCUGUGUUCAGAAGACUUGGUUUGGGUGAAGCAAGACCGACUAUAGUUACUCUACAAUUGGCAUAUCGAUUGAUGAAGCAUCCACAGGGUAUCAUUGAAGAUGUUCUUGUGAUGGUGGAUAAAUUUAUUUUUCCUGCUGAUUUUAUUGUUCUGGAUAUGGAGGAGGAUGCAAACGUGCCUAUCAUUCUUGGAAGACCAUUCCUAGCCAUGAGAAAAGCUCUCAUUGAUGUUUAG